UGAAUUCAGAGCUUCUUUAUCAGCCUUUCCUGAGAAUCAAAUUGAUGCAUUGAUCAAUAGUCGUGGGAUUGUCGACCCUUUGUUAGUAUCAUUAGCGUGGGGCCCUAGUGCCAGUGCCAAAGUGUGGCGGCAAUAUGUGAUAAACGAUUACACAUAUCACACAGCCGAUUACGGAGAGGGCCGACCAACAACGAACAGCGGGUUAUGUGUCCCGACCAUCGGUUAUGAUAAAUCCGAAACCAAUUUUUUUGGUGUCCUGCAGGAGAUUCUGGAACUUGAGAUGCCUUCUGGUGCGAAAAAAUUGACAUGCGUUCUGUUCCGUU
This is a messenger RNA of Cuscuta epithymum, 323 nucleotides long. Lineage: Eukaryota; Viridiplantae; Streptophyta; Magnoliopsida; Solanales; Convolvulaceae. The record is from the annotation of a GenBank genome assembly.